This is a messenger RNA of Macrosteles quadrilineatus (aster leafhopper), 1637 nucleotides long. RefSeq names its product facilitated trehalose transporter Tret1-like. Gene Ontology annotation, cellular component: membrane. The record is from RefSeq and is a predicted model, not a curated record. Gene Ontology annotation, molecular function: transmembrane transporter activity. Bases 3 to 1448 code for a protein of 481 amino acids. The transcript has 2 exons. Lineage: Eukaryota; Metazoa; Arthropoda; Insecta; Hemiptera; Cicadellidae. Gene Ontology annotation, biological process: transmembrane transport.
CCAUGCGACCAUCCACCACGAGGAAUAGAAAGACCACAGGAGCGCUGCGGCAGUUCGUCGCGGCCACCUCAGCGUCGCUGACGGUGAUGACGACGGGCUGCUGGCUCGGCUGGCCAUCGCCCUCCAUCAGGAAGCUGGAGUUCAACGAGACCAGCAUCAGAGUGAACCAAGACCAGAUCUCCUGGAUAGUGGCAGCCAUGGACGCCGGCAACGUCGUCAGCUCCAUCCCCGCCGGCUACCUCAUGGACCUGGUGGGCCGCCGCGUCGUCAUCCUCUUCUCAGGCGCCCUCUUCUUCUUCACCUGGAUGCUGGUGGGUCUGGCGACAACUCCCGCCAUGCUGUACAUCGCCAGGUUUUUGGCGGGGUUCGGCAAAGGUAUAACGUUCACGGUAGUACCCAUGUAUCUGGGAGAGAUAGCAAGUGUACCGAUCCGCGGCGCGUUGAGUACAGUGUUCGCGGGGCUCUUGUGGAGCGGGACAAUGUUCGAGUUCGCUAUCGGUCCCUACGUCAGUUUCGAAGUCUUGGCCGUUUUGUCUGCGAUCAUCCCAGUUUUAUUCUUCAGUUCCUUCCUAUUCAUGCCGGAUUCCCCUUACUAUUUACUUAUGCGGGGUAAAGAAGACGAAGCACGUCAUUCUCUCCGAUGGUUGAGGAAGCAACCACAGGUGAAAAGUCCUGAAAACAUCGUACCCUGCCUGGUCGAGAAGGAGCUGAAGGAGAUAAAAACCGCCGUCGAGGAGGAUUUACAACACAAAGCCAAGUUUUACGAUCUACUAUCUACUCCGGCGAGUCGGAGAGCCACAUUCAUUGUGCUGGUAAUCUCGGCGUUCCAGAGGCUGUGUGGGAUCAGCCCUCUUCUAGCGUACUCCAGCACCACUCUGCCGACACACGACGGCCUCAUAGGUCCUGCCGAGGUCAUCAUCGUGUUCGGCUGCAUCCUCACCGUCUCCAACUUCAUCGCCACCCCCCUGGUGGACCGGCUGGGGCGGAGACCUCUACUGCUCUUCUCCGGCGCCGGGUGCGGCGUCCUCACCGGCAUCAGCGGCGUCUACUACUACCUCGACAGAGAGACAGAGGUCGACAUGUCCUCCUACAUCUGGGUCCCGUACGUCUGUCUGCUCGGGUUCGGCGUCACCCACUCCAUGGGCAUCGGCGUCAUCCCCCACACCCUGCUGGCCGAGCUGUUCCCCACCAACGUCAAGAGCUUCGCCGCCGCCAUCGCCUCCAUCAUGUUCGCCCUGGCCUCCUUCCUCGUCAACAAGCUCUACACCACGGUAGACGACACCAUCGGACUGUACGCAAACUUUGCCUUCUUCUCCGUCAACGGGUUCCUCUGCACACUGUUCACCUACUUGUUCAUUUUCGAGACAAAAGGAAAGUCUUUCGUCGAGAUCCAGCGCUUCUUGAGGAGAAGUCCGUCAAUCUAUGAACUCAAACCAAUGUCGAAAUAAACCUCUCGUGUCCUCAAGCAAUAUUUAUGUGAUAAAUUAUUGUUAGGUCUAAGUAUUAACACUCGCAUCUAAAAAUAAUUCUGAUUUGUUUAGAGUUAUUUAUUGCUGUUGUAGCUCCUAUUUUUAAACUGUAAAAUUAUUCGUUAAGUUAUUUCAACUCUGUUGUUGUGUAUAUUUUAUUUAUUUAUU